ACAAAACAAUUGUAGUACACCAAGUUAAUUACUACAGAGGCAAAGCGCGUAGUAUAGGAAUACUGUGCUUGUCUGUUUGUUCCAUGUGACAUAUCCCAUCACCUCUACUUUGGCAUUAAAGUCUCCUACCUUGCUCCAACUUCCCCUUUUCACACACACUAAAAAGUCCAUUUAUUAAUCUAUCACUCUUUUUAAUGCUUCCCUUCUCCACUUAACUUUUUUAUCAUCUUGUCUAAAAUUCAGAUCCAAUCUUGGAGAAGCCUCAUUAGAUCUCCAGAACAAGAGUGAAUCAUAGAUUUCAAUACAUAUGGCUCCACUUCCACAUUUCUGCAGCUUUACUAAGGUACUUUUAGUACUUUGUCUUGUUUUUGUGUUAUUCACUCUUUCAUUCAUUCCUGCACAUAGUGAGAAUAAUAAUGUUAGAAGCAGAAGAAUGUUGGAGCUAGAGAAUGAAUCAAAGCCAAUUAAGAAGAAGACCAGCACAACUUCAACUUCACUUUCUACUUCCAAGAACCAAACCAAACUCCUCAAAUCAACUACUAGCUCUUCUAAGAAUCAAACCAAGCAAAUGGAGACUUCUUCUAGCUUUGGUUCUAGCAAGAACCAAACAAAGCUUUCAAAAUCAAAACUUCCCUUUUCUGAUUCACAAACCAAGAAUAAAACCAAGUCCAGUUCCAAUCCUAGUUCUACCAUUACCAAAUCAGAGAAACUUACUUUCAAAUCCCAGCUCCAAAAGCUUAAUCUCACUCCCUCCAAGCCCUCAAAUUCAACCAAAAUCACUUCUUCCACCCCCAAGAAGUCCUCAGAUCUACCCAAAAUCAGUUCAAGCUCUUCUCCCAAGAACAAAACAACCAAAUCCACUAAAACCCAAUUGGAAGAAGGCCUCAAAGAGUCCAAUUCCAAAACUCCAAUUAAAAAUCAGUCCACAGACAGAACAACCAAAACCACUAAAACCCAAUUGAAAAAAGACACCAGUGAAUCCAAAUCCAACACCCCAAUUAGUAAAACCCAAACCCCCGCAGUCAAGACAACCCAGAAAAAAUCAGAGUAUAGCUGGCUUGAAGAUGACUUAAUUUCUGGAUUCAGAGACUUACCCUCCAAAUUUCAAGAAACCCUUUUACCAGAUUUGGAGAGAAUUUCCAAGACCUCACAGGUUUACCUAAACAAAGCAAACAAAGAAAUCACUAAGAACUUCAAACCUUAUGUGGGAAACAAAUAUGCACCAACAAUUGCCUCUCUAAUCUCAUUUGCAUUCAUCUUAAUCCCUCUCAUUCUUGUUUCUCUCAUUUUCAAUAAAAUUAAAGCCUAUUUCUCACUCCAAAAGCUCUUGAUCUUCAUCCAAGUUUACCUCUCCAUUUACUUCUCCAUCCUCUGCCUUUCCUCUUUAGUCACUGGCUUAGAGCCAUUGAAGUUUUUCUAUGCUACUGCACAGUCCACCUACAUUUGCUUACAGCUGUUGCAAACUCUUGCUUAUGUGUUGUACCUGUUGAUGCUCCUCAUGUAUCUCAUCUUAGUGUUUUCCACUGAGACUGGGCCUACAACAAAGCUCAUAGGCUUGGCCCAGACAAUUUUGGGCUUUGCUGUUGGCCUUCAUUAUUACAUGACAGUGUUUCAUAGGGCUGUACUCCACCAACCACCUAAGACUAGUUGGAGGGUUCAUGCAAUUUAUGCUACUUUUUUCCUUCUCAUUUGCCUCUCAAGUAGUGCAGAUAGAAGGAAGAAAGCUUAUUUAGUAGAAGGUGGUGAAGUUGAGAAAAGGAGCUAAAAAUUUUGUCUACUCUCUGUUUUUUUUUUAAACUUAAUGGUCUAUAGUUUCUACCCCAGAUGGCAAAAACAAAAAAGGGGGAGAAAGAAGAUUUUCGUUGUUCAAACAUGUUCUUUAUAUAUAUAUAUGUAUGUAUAUUUCUUGCAAUUUGUAAUUUAUUAAGAUAUUAAUAAAUUAUUAUGGAAUUCAUUUCAUGCUUUGCUUUUACAUAUAAGCACUUCCUUU
Molecule: messenger RNA, 1990 nt
Organism: Solanum dulcamara
Lineage: Eukaryota; Viridiplantae; Streptophyta; Magnoliopsida; Solanales; Solanaceae
Product: cell wall protein DAN4-like
Exons: 1
Coding region: 308-1765 (485 amino acids)
Source: RefSeq, a predicted model, not a curated record